AUGGUUGGAUCCACACUUGCUCUGUCUCUCAUCGGCCUCAGCGCCGUCCAGGCCCUGCCCACAGCGAAGACCGUCGAGGAGCGGCAAAUCUGGAUCGGGCCCGGGUCCGGCACCUUCAUCCCCGGCCAGGGUGAGCUGCCUCCCUGCCUAACGGACCAGCCCCUUCAAGGACAGCCGCCCUGCCUCCUCCCUCCCAUCGUCGGCCCCAUCAACCCGAGCACCAAGAGGGAAGUUGGGAAGCGGCAAAUCUGGAUCGGACCCGGGUCCGGCACCUUCAUCCCCGGCCCGGGUGAGCUGCCUCCUUGCCUGGUCGACCAGCCCCUCCAAGGGCAACCUCCCUGCCUCCUCCCACCCAUCGUUGGCCCGAUCGUACCGAGCACGAAGGCGAAGCGGCAAAUUAGCAUUGGGGAUGGCACAGGUGUCUUCAUUCCCGGCCAGGGCGAGGUGCCCAUCUGCUUGACUGAUGUUCCCCUCAACGAGCAGCCCCCAUGCAUGCUGCCGCCUAUCGUGGGCGGGAUUGAGCCAAGCACCAAGAAGCGCGGGUUCGUCCUCCCGCCCGACGCCACCACAAACCCCAAGAAGGUCAUCAUCACGCUCGAGAAGGAGCUCAUCCGGCUGCAGAACAAGAAGAACAAGACCCAACAAGACCGGGACGACAUCGCCGCCAUCAAGGCUGCCCUGAAGUUCCUCGCCGGCAUCACCAACAUCUCGGCGCCCCCCGGAACCGGCUCCACCUUCACUCCCGGCAAGCGUAGCUUCACCCUCCCGCCUGAUGCCCUCACCAACACGAAGGAGGUCAUCAAGACCCUGGAGCGGGAGCUCAUCCGGCUGCAGAACAAGAGGAACAAGUCCGCCGAAGACAUCGACGACAUCGAAGCCAUCAAGGGCGCCCUGUACUACCUGGCCGGCAUCACCAACAUCUCGGCGCCCCCCGGCACCGGCUCAACCUUCACACCGGGCAAGCGCGACGGCGGCUCCGUCAUUCAGUGCCCCAACCUCAACGGCGCCCAGAUCGCCCUCGAGACCCUCAUGCACAAGGACAAGCACACGCCCGAGGAGGCCAUCAUCAUGGAGAAGCUGGCCGCCUUCCUCAAGAGCUGCGGCAUCAUCAUCGUCAAGUCGCCCGAUGGCACCUUCACCACCAUCAAGCCCUCCGACUAG
This is a messenger RNA of Chaetomium globosum CBS 148.51, 1161 nucleotides long. RefSeq lists its product as uncharacterized. The transcript has a single exon. The record is from RefSeq and is a predicted model, not a curated record. Bases 1 to 1161 code for a protein of 386 amino acids. Lineage: Eukaryota; Fungi; Ascomycota; Sordariomycetes; Sordariales; Chaetomiaceae.